GAAGCAUUGAGGAUUCAUCAUGGCCGAAGGUAGGCGAUCCGGUUGCGAAAUCGUCCCUGGGAAAGACACUAGCCUCUUCCAUUUACGAGUAUGGCUCUCGUCGCCUGAGGAUAUUCAUCCCGCCGAUGACUUAUUUGGAGAUAUGAAGAUCAACGUUGGUGGACGCAACUGCACUGCGUAUUACAUAUUUGCUGGGAGCUCGGACCCAACAAUCACGCUCGCAUUGACAGGGCCGCUUGACUAUGCUCUGGGGGGCACCGCCGCCAAGGUGUCUAUACGCAUGGUUUUACUCGACAAGACCGGCUCACCGGUGACUUCGGUGGGCAGAGAAACUGCGAGCUGGGAAGGCUAUUACGCAAUGAUUGCAGCCUGGGACGAUGUCAAGGCCAACUGUUUGGUGGACAACUAUUUUGUGGUGCUGUGCUCUGUGCACAUCGACCGGAAACCUCAAGCUUCAUCGGUAAAGGAGGAGCUCCCGGAUCUAGGUCAUGACCUGGCCAUUAUGUCAGACAAAGAAGACCUUACUGAUGUUUCCUUCCAUGUCGGUGGGGAGAGCUUCAGCGCACAUCGCCUGGUGCUCGCGACCCGGUCACCGGUCUUUAGAGCACAGCUCUAUGGCCCGAUGGCUGAAAGCAAGAUGACUUCUAUAACCGUCCAAGACAUGGAGGCCUCUACCUUCAGAUGUAUGCUCCAUUACAUUUAUCAUGGUUCACUGUCUGAUGUUGCUGUGAAGGAUGUCUGUUCCACCAUGCCACAAUACCAGCACCUGCUUGUAGCCGCUGACAGAUACGGGGUAGAGGGGCUGAAAAAGAUUUGUGAGGACAAGCUAUCGGGCAAUGGUAUCACCGUAGACAGUGUUAUCUCAAUGUUGGAGCUGGCUGAGGACCACGUCUGCCCCAAACUCAAAGCUGCAUGCCUUGAUUUCCUCGCUGAUGGUGACAAUUAUAAGAUGGUUACGAUAUCUGAUGAGUACAUCCGUUUGAUACAGAGCUUUCCGAAUCUCUUGGUUGAAGUGCGGAGUAGGAUCAAGAAAACACUUGAAGAAUCUACUACCAUAAAUCCUGGUGCUCACAAGAAAACCCGAUUGCGCUAGGGACACAAUAAUGGGAUUGAUGAGCUCGAAUCCUCUUACAAUGCCAUGUCUAUCUUUGAUCAUCCUGUUCUUAUUAGUUGAAUAUAUUGUGGUCGCAGGAAUAUGUAUAUUCCUCGUGUAGCUAUGAUGAUUCUCAGUUCUGGCUAGUGUGUACUAGAAAAGACAUGCUAACACUUAUGCUGCAAUUUUAUC
Messenger RNA from Lolium rigidum, 1285 nucleotides. Its product is annotated as BTB/POZ and MATH domain-containing protein 1-like. NCBI's taxonomy places the organism in Eukaryota, Viridiplantae, Streptophyta, Magnoliopsida, Poales, Poaceae. The record is from RefSeq and is a predicted model, not a curated record. Gene Ontology annotation, molecular function: protein binding. Gene Ontology annotation, biological process: protein ubiquitination. Bases 20 to 1093 code for a protein of 357 amino acids. The transcript has a single exon.